This is a messenger RNA of Eremomyces bilateralis CBS 781.70, 3141 nucleotides long. RefSeq lists its product as uncharacterized. The transcript has 2 exons. The record is from RefSeq and is a predicted model, not a curated record. The coding region runs from base 208 to 3141 and encodes 977 amino acids. Lineage: Eukaryota; Fungi; Ascomycota; Dothideomycetes; Eremomycetales; Eremomycetaceae.
ACCAAACUUCGUACCAAACUUUCCACCGUUGACUCCAGAACUUCCUUCUUUUCCUGGUCUGCUCAGCCAUUUCCUGUAAUCGCAAUACCAUCUGCUCCCAUUACCGCCGCAUAUUUGUCCCACUGGACACCGCGAGGGUUGAAAGCGAAGAGAAAUUCGGCGCCUGGAUUGGCACAGAGGGGUGGAUUUGCCAGUCAAUCGGGAAGUAUGGUCUCUCCGACCGAGGAACGAAAGAUGGAGAAAUUCAGAGAGCUCGUUAUGCCUCCGUCUGCUGCUACUCUUCAGCGCUAUAGCGCAGGGCAGAAGAAUCGCAGGGCCUCUGGGGCAGGGAAUCCGAGUAGCACUCCUCACUCCAUAGCGCCCGGGAAUAACACGACCGAAAGUCCCAGAAGCGUACAACCAGACCCCCCAUCAAACCUCUUGGUACCAGGGACAGAUAAUAGCUCACUGGAUUCUGGGAGCAACGCGCCGACUAUAGCGAGCAUCAAGUCUGGCCAUAUCGGAAAAGCACCACGGAAAGAACAUUUCAUUGGCACUUCAACACCUAUAGAUACCAGCGCUGCGGAUUCGGCUGCUGCUGGGGCUUCUGGAGCUAAUGCAUUUUCGCAAGAUCACAGUUCAUACGUGGCGGAACCGGCAACUGGCAAGCAACCUCCGACGGCACAGGCCCUUCCAGCGGUGAGAGAUCUCCCUGGAUCAUCAAUGGCGGCCCUCGCACCUGCACCGACUGAGGCUCUGGGUUCUUGCCCUCAUAACACUCUGAGCGACGAGUCUCCUGGCCUUGGAGCAGGAGGAGCGGUUGGUGCAGGCGCGUAUUCCAGAGGAGGAUCCGGAACUACGGGCCCUACUUCACCCACGGGAAGCGAUGAACUUUCGCGUGGGAGCAGUCAUGGGAGCAGCUAUUCAGGCCAUAGGAGCCCUUACAGUGCUAAAUCACUGGAUCCACGAGUUGACGGAAUUCUGAGCGGGAAACGAGGAGUCAAGCAUGCUGGUGGAAUAACCAGGAAACCAGUGCCUCAGAGGGGUUCAACGCCAGGCCAGAGGGCCACGCAACUGGAUACUCAGAGAGCAAUUAGUGGGACUUCAGUGUCAGGCCCCUUUGCAGAAUCUCGAGCGGCUAUCCCUGCUGGAGCGAUAGGUACAACGGGGGUAGCUGCUACGAUGCUUGGACGGAACGAGGAAGUUCCCACGAUGGAGACGAUCGGACAGCCACAACCUCCAGGGUCAUAUCCGAUAUCUGGGCCGGUUGCUCAUGAGCAGGGCUAUGCACCAGAUAGUGCAGUGGCGGCUAACCAAGUCAGUGAACCAUCAUCCCAGCCGAUCCCAGAGCCGCAAUCGACAGUCCAGGAUAUCCCAACCCAAGUUACUUCACUCACUACGGAAAGGCCUCAAGGUGACGCUGAGAAGGGGACAGAGUUUGUCUCACCAUAUGUAUCGAACCGGCCAGCGUUAGGGGAUGAGCAGAGCGAGAAGGGUCCGGGGGGUCACAAAGAUCAAUCAAAGCAUGGCAAUACAGUGGCUGCUAAAGUUGGUACCACUGGACUAGGAGUUGUUAUUACUCAUCAGCACGGAGAGCACGAACAAAUUCUCGCACAUCAACCAGAAAAUGCAGACAUAUCGCCUGGGGACCGAGUCAUUGGAGACAUCUCGCCAAGGAGAAGCAUGCUCGAGAAGAAGGACAGUAAGCAUGCGCGGAAGGCAAGCACUGAAUCGGGAAAGGAAAAGAAGGGCCUCAUCCACCGAUUGACGCAUCGUCGUAAGAGCAAGAAACACAGCUAUGAUGAGGCAGUCGAGCCUGUAGGAGAGAACCCAGGAAAUCAUGAUUCUGCUUCAGCUGCGGUCCGUAUUCCUGACCGCACCUCUUCUCAGAAUCGUGCCCAGCAGGAACCCGAAGACCCCCCCCCUGCAAUGAAGGAUGAGAAAUUGGACGACGAGAAGGACCACCACUAUGGCGCCGUCGCGGCCACAGGCGCUGCUGCAGUCGGAUCCGGUGCUCUCACUUCUGAGGUACUGGGGAACCAGAAGGACUCAGAACUUCGCCACGAACCUAUUACUCGAGAGAGUUCCUCCUCGGGACCGCGAGAAAGCAAAAUCUAUGCACCAGGAGACAGUACCACCUACGGGCCAAACAGUGCCACUGGCUUUGCCGAUGCACCCCGAGAGCCUAGCCGCUAUGGAACGGGUAACAUGGGCUACGAUUACACGGAAGGACAGGGCAUGGACAGCACUGGCAGCUAUGGAUACGGUGCUAUGGCAGCAGCAGGAGGAUUCGGAGCAACACCCGCGCUGGACGCCUCUCAUCACCAGUAUCCGACUGAUGCGACGAGCAGCGUAUAUAGCCACCAGCAGCCUCAAACCCCAGAAUUCAUUUCCGGCAGUGCUGCUCCUGACUACACACAACUAGCAGACCCUCCAGGGGCCAAUUACCCCUAUCCCGGCAUCCUCCCCUCCGACCACGACCCAGUCGUCCGCCGCGCCGACCCCCGUUUUGUCGCCGCCGGCUUCACCCAACCCGCCUUCCCACGCCCUCAAGCCGACCAAUCCACCAAAUACCCCACCGGCGGGCCUCCCGACUACCCCCAUAAACCCCAUAGCUACGACCACGCCGCUCCUCGCCAUUUGACGAACCGGCACUUCGAGGAGCUCGGGCUCAGCCACCAUGGUCCCCGACCUGACGCGGCAGAUACAUCCAACUAUAAACCCGCCAUCUCAGGCGCUGGCGGUGCGAGCAUCGGCGCUGUGGACGUAGAGGCUGUCUACGCUGGACGUCACACGCCGCCAAAACAGAGCGAACUUUAUGCGCCCCGUGACGGGACUAGUGACGUGCAGCCAAGGGAAGUCGGGUUCGGCUCCGCUGGCGGAAAAGGGCUAGUCGGCGCGUCUGAUAUGCCGGAGAUGAAGGAUAGCGCCGCUGUGAAGGCGAUGGAUAUGGGUGAGCGGGGGAGUGUGAGGAAAUCCGAGGAGAUGGGCGUGGCGAUUAGGAGGGUUAGUGUUGGGAGUGGGGGCAGUGGGGGUAGUGGAGGUAGUGGGAAUGGGAAUGGGAAUGGGAAUGGGAAUGGGAAGUUGAAGGUGCAUCCGAGUUUGAAGGGGCGGAAUCGGCUGCAUAAGGCGCCGAAGAAGGGGAAGAAGGUAGGGGCGUGA